AUGGCUUCUCACCACGACAGCGUCCCGCCUGAGUUCAGUGCUACAAGCUCCAGCGAUAACGCCGAGUCGCGGCGACAGAAUCCGAGCUCUACCAAUAUCUUGCAUACCGAGGGCAGCCCGCAGAGACCACGGGAUACGUCGACCGCUGCACGGGGUUCAGUGGAUUACGACACCACAAGAUAUCAUCAAGCACACCAGCCUAUAAAUGAUGCGGUCACUUCUGCAUUCAACAGCAGUGAUGCGAGCUCGACAGCAGGCCUCUCGCCAGACCUACUGCAGCAGAUCACCGCGCAGAUCACAGCCAACGUCCUGCAACACCUAAAAGCCAGCAACUUGUCUCCACCAAGUCAGCAACAGCACACUUCUGGACCACAUAUGGAUGCAAACUCGUCAGCGGCAGGCUCCCCUCCUCCAGACCGGACCACGGUGUAUACACCUCCAUCACCCUAUCGCGCAUCGGAAGACGGUGGCGUGGCUCAACCAUCGCCCCAGUUCCCUCCGCCUUCGAAUCAGUCUUCUUUUCGAGCCACUUCACCUCCUUUUGACAAACGAGGCGUGUCGCCUUUGAGCCACAGCAGCCGUCUAUCGGAGAGUGAGGCGACCCAAGACCGUACAAGCAGACCCAAGGGUCCGAAGAGGAUAUCUACCGGAGCUGAAGUGACCACUCUGGAACGUGUAUGGGGAACUCUGUUUGACGAGGAGGGCAGAGCUACUGAGAGGCUUGGGCAGUUUCUACGCGGGGUUGCCACGCAUUUGAUUGAGGACUACGAGCCGAGGAACAGCUUAGUCGUCACCCCACCCAAAUUACAGAGGUACUAUGAGGAGACGAAGGUGACAAAUGAGCUUUAUCCCUGGAAGAUCGUUUUCGAUGAUCGCACCUCGUCGAUCUCACGGAUGUACCGCGAAAUUGGCGCCCAACAUCAUCUCGUCCAAGAGAAAUUGUCUGAGAGACCUGACAUUCCUGGCUUGACACCCCAAGGGUUCGAAACCUGGGCGACGUUGCUCCUUAAGGCACAUCCUGAUCAAGAGUUUGAGCGAUUGGCUAAGACGGCAUUGAAUAUGCCCAUCAGCAACCCCGAGAAUAGGAGAGAACGUUUUCCAAAGGAGCUUUCACGGAGACUUUUCCCUGGCCAUCCCGACCAAGAGAUAGCCGGCAGACUGCAGAGGGCUAUGUCAACUCAUUGCAACGUCAGUUUGCCACCACAGCAGAGCGGCACAACAGAAGACAGUCAUCGAGCUCCAUACCCGAAUCAGCCCUCGGAGGCGGAUACAUCUCAGAAAGGGAGUCAGCGGCCACCGCGAGAGGAGAAAGCUCCCACAACUAAUGCUGCUCAGACCAGCCCGGCUUUGUCACAAGAAGCUCCAGAACGCCAGCGGCAGCCUCAAGCAGACCCGCAAGUUAAUGGUGCCAGCGCCACAACCGAAGGGGAGUCAGCAGAUCGUGCCGUUCCCCUGCAAAUUGAGCGAGAACGCAAACCUUAUUCGGCGGCUCCCGGAGGUGGCAAGACUUAUGAUAAUUUCGACAAACCUCCUGGCAGCGAAAGCAAGCCAGCUUAUACCCCAGGUCCACCUCAACAAGAGGUCAAGCCCGCUCGUUCGAACUCCGUUCAUGGGGGCAGCAGAUCCGGUGACAACUCGAAGCACACCCCAGCACCUAUUGCAAUCCACCAGAGACCACCUCCACCACCGUUGGAGGUUCCCGAGAUGCGCCGGCAUCGGUCGAACAGCUCCUACCAUAGGGAUCAGCCACGCGCAGGGCGUCACCGAUCUCCGUCAAUGGCCAAGGAAACCGGGAGUUCUUCAUUUAUGCGCAGGUCAGAUGCAGAUAUCGCGUAUGGCUCUCCCUCACACCCAUCCUACUUUGGCACCGACCCUUAUGACGACGCCAGAAGAUAUCGAGAGUACGAAGCUCACCGGGAACGCCUCGCCAACGAUCGCUAUGACGCGGCAAGGAUGGCUGCAUACGAUCCGCGGGAACGUGAGCGGGACCGCGAAGGACGGCCCCGUAUGGGGUCUGUCUCAGCGUUCGACGGGCCUCAGAGUGCCCGCGGUGCUCCUCCGCCCUAUUCGACUUCUGCCGUCUCCGCCGACGAGGACUACUACCGCGAUCGUGGCCCUCCUUCAUCGACAUCAUACAAUACGCCAAGCUCAAUUAGCACUGGGUUCCAACCUCCCCCUUCUGUGCCGAGGGAUUCCGUUUACGGAUCCUACCCGGCUCCCUCAAAUUACCCACCUAGCAGCUACCGAGAUAUGCGUUGA
Molecule: messenger RNA, 2259 nt
Organism: Exophiala dermatitidis NIH/UT8656
Lineage: Eukaryota; Fungi; Ascomycota; Eurotiomycetes; Chaetothyriales; Herpotrichiellaceae
Exons: 1
Coding region: 1-2259 (752 amino acids)
Source: RefSeq, a predicted model, not a curated record